Molecule: messenger RNA, 984 nt
Organism: Paraphaeosphaeria sporulosa
Lineage: Eukaryota; Fungi; Ascomycota; Dothideomycetes; Pleosporales; Didymosphaeriaceae
Product: putative oxidoreductase
Exons: 5
Coding region: 1-984 (327 amino acids)
Molecular function (GO): oxidoreductase activity
Source: RefSeq, a predicted model, not a curated record
AUGCGCGCUUGGAUGCUUGACGGGCCGCAGGACUCUUCUUCCUUAUAUAUCAAAGAGAUGCCGAUUCCGGACGUACAGCGGGGUUGGGUGCUGAUACAGAUGAAAGCCUUUGGGUUGAACCGAAGCGAGCAUCAUACGCUGAUACUGCAAAACCUAAUGAUAAUAGGCCUUGCGGAAGGGGUCACGUUUCCCAGAGUGCUGGGCAUUGAAGUAACCGGGGUAGUAGUUUCAGCACCAGGCGCGGAAUUCGAGCCGGGGCAACAGGUGUGUGCAACAAUGGGUGGCAUGGGCGGAAAUUUUGAUGGGGGAUAUGCAGAAUACACGUGCGUACGUGCGAACCAUGUUUCUUCACUGGACUGGUCCAUAUUGGGAGCCGUACCCGAGAUGCUUCACACCACAUGGGGUGCCCUUGACGUUGGUAUGGAUGCCAAGAAAGGUCAAUCAAUUUUGAUACGAGGCGGCACAUCUUCAAGCAGGAUGGCUACUGUUGUCCUAGCCAAACAACUUCAGAUGACGGGUUUCUCAACAACUAGGAACAAGAAAAAGAGCGACACACUCAGGAAUUUCGGAGUUGACCAUGUCCUGAUUGACAAUGGUAAUUUUUCUGCACAGGUUCGAGCUAUUGCUCCUGAAGGAGUCGAUUGUGCAAUAGAGCUUUUCGGAACGGAUGCAUUACCGAAUACGUUGAAAGCGUGUAAGGUCAAGGGCGUCACUUGUUUCGUGGGGAUGUUAUCCAAUCAAUGGACCGUCAAGGAACUUUACCCGAUUGAUUACCUUCCUCAUGGUGUAAAGCUUUUUGGGUACGCUAGCGGAGUGGAAAAAUUGCCUGAGCACGUGCUCCGGAAUUUCCUGGAUGCUGUCGAAACGGGAAAUGCUUUCAUGCCAAUCGAUAAGGUUUUCCAAUUUGAGCAGCUGAGAGAAGCUCACGAGAGAACGAACGCGGGCUUGGCAGUGGGUAAGAUGGUAGUCCUGACAGGUACGUGA